Molecule: messenger RNA, 1535 nt
Organism: Oryza brachyantha (malo sina)
Lineage: Eukaryota; Viridiplantae; Streptophyta; Magnoliopsida; Poales; Poaceae
Exons: 10
Coding region: 556-1272 (238 amino acids)
Biological process (GO): retrograde vesicle-mediated transport, Golgi to endoplasmic reticulum
Cellular component (GO): SNARE complex; endoplasmic reticulum
Molecular function (GO): SNAP receptor activity
Source: RefSeq, a predicted model, not a curated record
CUCUGCGUUGGGACCGCUUCCUCCUCCUCUACGUCGGGGCCCGCCGCCGUGGCCUCUACACGGGGUCCUCCCCACCACAUACACUUCCAAAUCAUGAAUUGUGGGAUAGCUAAUCUUGUCUGCUUAUUAGUAUGGAUAUAUAGAUAUAAUUCAGUCAAUGAUCAACAUAGAUGGCCAACCUUUUCAAUUAAAAAUAAAUUCUAUUAUUAAGUUUUUCCUUUCUGUCAGAAACAAUCUAUGGAAGUAAUAUAAAGUAAUAGUAGGCCAUAUGAAUUAAAUUUACAAAAAAUGGAUUCUCAGAUAUGUUUCAUUAAUUAUUUUGUUCCUAUUUUUAUAGGUAAUUCUGGAACACUCCAGACAUCCAGCCCAACGUUAAUUCGGAGGAAAAAGAGCUCCUUUGGAUAUCACCCUGAAGACUACUUUGCAAUUUGUUUCAUCAUAUUCUGUAAAAGAGUGUUCCAAAGGAGUCUGCUGAACAUGUUAAAGCUCCUGCCGCAGAACCGGAAAUUCACAGGGAGUCAAUAAACUCAGCUUCAGGUUUUCGUCAUAUUAAUCAUGUCGCUUAGCAAGGUUGAAGUGAACUUGAUAAGGUUGCUUCAAGCGGCUCCUCGGCAGCAGAACCAGGCUAAGCUUGUCCAUUAUGUAACCACAGCCAGGGAAUUGUUGGAGCAGCUAGGAACAGAAGCUACUCCAGAAGGGAUAUCAAGUGUAUCAAAAGCUAAAUUAAGUGAGUAUUCAGAAAAGAUCGAAGCAUUAGCUGCACGGCUUGCUGCUCCAGAGCCGGAAAAUGAAAUGCCAAUUGAUGAGAAUAGAGAGGAAGAGAGCUCUUAUGAAGGAGAAAAGCCAGGAAAUCCAGUAUCAUUAUCAUCAGGAUUGCGUAGGAGACCAAUAGCUCACAUGGAUGUUGGACCUAGCAGUCAUGAGAGAAAAGAUAGAGACAUUAGGGCACCCAUUAAGUUGGAUGCGGAAGCACAGGCUCACAUUGAGAAGCAUAGGAAGCUGCAAGAGGAUCUGACUGACGAAAUGGUUGAGUUAGCACGCCAACUGAAAGAAAGCAGUCUCACGAUGCACCAAUCUGUCCAACAAACGGAGAAGAUCCUUGGUUCCACGGAGAGAGCCGUCGAGCAUAGCUUGGCAAGCACGGGGCGUGCAACCACGAGAGCCGCAGAGGUGUACUCGCUGGCUUCCAAGACAACAUGCUUCCAGUGGCUGCUCAUCUUGCUGAUGACCUGCAUGUUUAUCAUGGUGGUUCUGCUCAUCCGGGUCACCUGAGUUUGACUGCCUCCACUGAAAAUAUUGUGACCAGUUCUGUUCAUUCGAGAUGGAAUUUUGUAUUCAAUUAUGACAAAGAAAAAUGUUUGUUAUAUGAGUUAAGCUCUGCUCUGUUGGUGCCAUGAAAUCUCUCCAAUUCUCACAUAUGAGUAUUACAGUAUAUGAAGAUUAGCAAAUUGGAUUAUGCACUAUUGGACUGUACUCUUUUGGCCAUUUGCCGUUGGGAUGUUGUGAAGACUGAAGAUUAAUGCAGCGCCGUCCUC